Molecule: messenger RNA, 623 nt
Organism: Nicotiana tabacum (common tobacco)
Lineage: Eukaryota; Viridiplantae; Streptophyta; Magnoliopsida; Solanales; Solanaceae
Source: RefSeq, a predicted model, not a curated record
UGAAAUUCACUCUCUACUGUUUCUAUAUCUAGUACUAUUCAUCUUCUCGUUGAAAUGUUUUGUUAAAGUUGGUAAUUGAGCUGUUUUUGAACUUUGAAUUUUGAGUCUCUUGAGGCUGAUGCUAUUUGUCUGAAGGGGUUUUGAAUCCCCACUGAUGCUUUCAAGUCAAGAUUGUGCUAGAUAUUCCACGUACAAAUCAAAUGCCAUCACUAAAAAUGAAGACAAGGCCAGCCUCAUCCAGUUCGAAAGAAAAAAAUGGUCUCCACGUCUGUCCAAAUUCAAGUGUCAUAUCCAAGAGUUCUCUCUCCCGAACCAGAAGUGUGCAGAAUGCAAAAGAAGUUACAGAUUUGAUUCACAAUAGUCAUGAUGUUCCUAUCUACUAUGAAGUAUAUCCACACCAAGUCGGAAGAAAUGGAGACCACGCUAAUGAUUUGGCAGAUAAACUGCUUGAGAAGCAACAUCCACCCGUUACUGAUUCUGCAACCUUUGAUACAAUGGUAAAUAUGUUACAGGGUGUUAACUAUCAUUACCUGACAUUUUCAGUUUAUGUUGCAGUGUAUAGUAGUCUUAUAUUAUUUGUUCAUUUCUUUCAACUAUUUGGUGUAUAGUGGGGUAAGGACUGC